Molecule: messenger RNA, 3172 nt
Organism: Orussus abietinus
Lineage: Eukaryota; Metazoa; Arthropoda; Insecta; Hymenoptera; Orussidae
Product: UPF0505 protein C16orf62 homolog
Exons: 19
Coding region: 130-3126 (998 amino acids)
Biological process (GO): endocytic recycling
Cellular component (GO): endosome
Source: RefSeq, a predicted model, not a curated record
UCGAUCCUGCUCGAUCCUUCCCGUGAAUCUCCCAACUCAUCUCUGAUAAUAAAUGUCAUUAAAUGUCAUUAUUAAAGUUAUCAAUCAUUUAAUCUAUGGUAUUAGAUUUAUUGACAAGAGGAUUGCAAGAUGUCUAAAAUUGAAUGGGUCGUGGAACCGGUUGAAUAUGAAAAGCCUGCGAGUGCCUUUGGCGAAGAAGUAACGGUGCAUCCUUUGAAGCCCGCUAUGAUACAGAUGGUAGAUGGUCAUGGUGGUAAACAGGUGUCCUUGCACGGAAUUACCGGUAGUACUUCAAUGGGCACUCCAACUCUUUCAUAUAUUCCCAUUAAUAAUUUAGCUACAGAUCCUUUAUUAAAUCAUUCUUCUUUGGAUGGUUCUGAUCCCUUAACGCAAUUUGCUCGCGAGGAUACGGACCCAUUAUCAAAAAUAGCUGCCGAUGAGUGGGACUAUUCAGCUAAUGUGUCAGUUGGUAAGAAAUCGCGAAACAUUUUGGAGGAAAAUGAUGAAUCCUGGGCAGUUAAAAGAGCCUUCAUUCUUGGCAAGUACACAACAUCAGAGAAAUUAUCAAUCAUAACAAGCUUUUUACCAGCUGGUGAGAAAGUCAUUGUAAAAAUUCAACAAACCGGUGCUUUGGUGGAUAAAGUCAAAACAAGACUAGAGCAACUCGAUGACUUUGAGGAAAGUUCAGUUAGACAGAUGUUAGAUUUGUCGCAACAAGAGUAUACAGCCCAGAUUGAGCAACUCAACAAUGAGCUUGUGCAGGCCUGGCAAUCGGAUCAACGUGUGAAGGCAUUGAAAAUUGCAAUUCAGUGCGCAAAAUUAUUAGUGGAUACUUCCGUCAUGCCUUUCUACCCGAGCAAGUUUGUACUGAUUACAGACAUCCUUGAUAUUUUUGGCAAGCUAGUCUACGAUAGGCUCAAGAUGAAAUCUCAAAACUAUUGCAAGCCAGGAAGUAAAGUACCAAACAGUUUGCCCGAUGACUUCACUGCUGACAUGGUGCCAGAGAGUGCAAAGGAAACAUGUCGGAAUUGGUUUUAUAAGAUAGCAUCGAUAAGAGAACUGGUACCAAGACUUUACGUAGAAAUGGCCAUAAUCAAAUCUUACAGUUUCUUAACAACGAGUCCUGUAAGCGAUUCACCGCAUACUUCGUCGAUUCCGAACGAUGGAAGUGCGGAGUAUACGUCAGCAUUGUUACGCAUAACUCGUAUGAUUAGAGGUAUCGGCAACCCUCUGGUUGCUGUUUUUGCCAGAUGCUACUUAUGUCGAGUGGGUCGUGCUUUGGGACGUACAUCAGACCAAGAGAUUAUAAAAGAGAACUUGUACGAUUUUCUCUUUACGUAUCGACAGCUUUUUUCUCAAUCAGUUAAAAAUGAAAUAAGCAAGCAAGAUGUAUCAUUCCACUUAUAUUUGAGUCUGUACACCCCCGCAUUGGAUUGGAUAGUAGAAGUUAUGGCAGCAACAUCAACGGAUGAUGUUUUGGAUGAAAUACUUUCCCGGUGCAAGCAACAAACGUACAUUGGAUUGCUAUUAAAUACGAUUCUGAAUGCAUUUAAGCCAACGUAUGUAGCACCUCGUUCGAUGGAAUUUGUUAAAUUGGUUGAAACAUGUGUAAAUGAUGGUUUUCCUCAGUACCUCCUGUAUCGUAGCCUUGGCGAAUGCCUCUUGCAAGAGUCACCACCAAAGGAUGAUUGUCAACUUGUCCUUACCACGGUUUGGAAGUACGUGGUAGAACUUCACGAUCCUUCUCAGUUCAUGCACUGUACAGAAAUUUGGAUCGAAUUCGUCGUUACCCACUUCUCCACGAGCGAGUUGAACGGGUAUCUAGGUGAAAUAAUUAGCCACUUGACUCCAAAUAGAUCCUUCGAACACUUCUACCCUCAACUACAAAACAUUGUCAAGAAGAUCAUCGUUCGUACGCAGGAUCUCGAAUCUCUUCUAACAAUGGAGAAUUUCUUGCCUCUGAUCGAUCUCUUCCACAAGGACAACAUAAAGGUGGAUGUUUGUAAGACAAUUAUCGAAGGACUUAGCGUGCAGACAGGUUCGAUUACAGAUCCAGUGAUCAUCAAUGCCCUCAUGUUUAUUGCUAAGAUAAUGCAUGAUUCAGUCAGUGCUCUCACCGUUGAAGACGAGAAGAGACAGAUCGGCAAUCUAAUUUGCGGCUUGGUGCAACGCGUCGAUUAUGGACGAGAUUUCGAGAAACAAUUGAAUUUUUACGCGGAAGCUAGAGCUGCCUUUCCUAACCUUGACUCGGUUCACAUUCAACUGGUACAGUGUGUCAAUAGACUAUCCAUAGACACGAGAAAGAUCGUAAGAGGCCAUCACACAAGAAGGACGUCGGCAUUCGUUCGGGCUUGUGCAGCCUUUUGCUUCAUCACAAUUCCAUCGUUAACUUUGGUAUUCACAAGGCUUCAAUUGUACCUACUUUCCGGUCAAGUGGCACUUCUGAAUCAAUGCUUAGGACAAGCCGAUGCCUGCUUUAAAGCUGCUCUGAAUUUGGUAUCCGAAAUGCCAAAGACAAUUGACAUCGAUGGGAGGCAAAAAAAUUCAGAACCCUGCUUACUCUCGUACCUGUCGAAUUUUCUAUCAACCCUACUUGUUGUGCCAGAUAGUCCGGAGCAUGGAGUACUAUACUUGAUGAGAGGUCUGUUAAAUGCAGUUCAGCGUUGCUUCGACGAGAACUCGUCGACAAAAGCGCAUCUGUAUUUAAGGGUUCUGGACCUACUGUCGACUGUAACUCAAGAAAAUUAUCCUUAUCAUAUUGACAAGGUCGACUCGAAUGACAAGCUGUAUGGCUCGGAUAAAAAGUUCGUCAGCGAAGUGAACAAAAUUUGUACGACGAUAUUGGAGGAACUACUUAAUCACUUGAAGUAUCUUGGGUCUACCGAACAAUACGAGAAGCAGUCCAUACUAGCUCUGGAACUUUUUACCAGAAUAAUCGUUCGCGCAGAUCUACGACAACCAGCCUUGGCAAAUGUAGCAGUAAACCUGUGGAAUCUAUCUCAAAGGCACUCGACCGUAGAUCAAAAACUCCGGAUGAAGACUUUGGAAUACAUGAAACGAAAAAGUCGGCGGCCACGAUUUCAGCACUUCACCGACAUACUUAUGAAGAUAUCAAAACGCAUCUAACAUUUAUGGUACGAGAAUGAACUUACGCAUAAAUUAAUAAACAAUU